This is a messenger RNA of Fopius arisanus, 3350 nucleotides long. RefSeq names its product mars (gene mars). The record is from RefSeq and is a predicted model, not a curated record. The transcript has 2 exons. Gene Ontology annotation, biological process: signaling. Bases 189 to 3104 code for a protein of 971 amino acids. Lineage: Eukaryota; Metazoa; Arthropoda; Insecta; Hymenoptera; Braconidae.
ACAACUCGGAGAUUGAAAAGUCGCCGAGUCCGUUGCCAUUUCAAAAUAAUUUGUUCGUUUGUGAGGAGUCUACGCUCCGCCAUUUUUUAUCAACGCAUUUGUCAUCGCUGGUUUAGGAGAUAUCGCGAAUCAACGCGUAGAGGAAAAGUUUGAUUUUUUAAUUUUUAAGUUUUUGACAUAAAAGGACAAUGGAUCGCCGAGACCAAUGGAAAUCGAAACCGAGAAAUUUCCAAAGCAAGGAAGCCAGAUAUAUGCGGAUGGAUGAGCAUCAAUCUCAGCGCCAAAACAGGAGGGAACAGCAGCUCAAUCGUCUGAGACAGAUUUCACCAGUUAGCAGCAUCGAAGAAGAGAUCGAGGACACUCCAGAAUAUCGAGCGAUUCGUCUGGAGAAAUGGAAGGUGCAGAAGGAUUUGAAAAAGAAGCUCGAGGCGAAGAAGAAACGUCCGGCUUUUGUGAUCGGUAUUCCCCAUCACAAUUUUUUUUCACCAGCGUCCAAAGGUUCUGUACCACAUCAACAUAAAAAGCCGAGAGGUUCCACCCCACCGAAAAGAGUGACAGCUGUAACUGCUCGUCGAAUGGCUGCUAGACAAGCAGCAGCAGCAGCAACGGCAACAGGAGCGUCCAACUCAUCCACAAUUAUCUCCCAGCCCAGUACCAGUACAGGGAAAACAUCAGCCUCCAAGUCGCCACUCCAGCCUCGACUCACCAGGAGUCGAAAGAAAGCGCUGCUGCAAGCCGAAAAAAAAUCGGAGAACAGAGUUGAGAAAGAGACACUCAAGAAGAUUUCGCUCGCACCAGAGAAUUACGAAUUUAAAGGGCCGAAAUUCUCACGCCCCAUGCCCCUUUUCGGCGAAGUUAUAAUUCCUGAUGUCGUCGCUACCUUGGACUUCAAAGUGGCUGACUAUUCGAUAACGACGAAAAUCCAGAUAUCUCCAUUAAAACCAACCCAAGAGAUGACUGAAAAGACGCCCCCGAAGCGUGACAAGUCUCCACCGGCGGAGAAAAUUCCACAGACGACGUCACUCGAGAAGGUAUCCGAAGAAGAGCCUGAGGCUGUGGUGAAACAAAUCUCAAGUCAAUCCUGUAACUCCAGUAUCGAGAGUGUGAUCCUCCGGAUGUCCUCACAAUUUGAGGCCUCGAUACCCCCCCAAGAGGUGAACAUCCUAGAGGAACAAAAGAGCAUAGACAUUGAGUUAUCCUCCGAGGAGGUGAUGCCAGCCCAAUUCUCGCCCUUUAUUGUCUCAAGCCGAGGCAAAAGCAAUGCAAGAAAGGAACAAAAGCAACGGCUCAGUCUUCACAAGUCCUCUCCUAAAGAUGACGUUCCCACAAAAGACACGGUAAUCCAGAGUUUGAAUAUCUCCGUAGCAGAGGAGAAAAAUACAUCUCAAUAUUAUAAACACCUGGUGAACUCGGAGGAGGCGAGGUUGAACGAGCUGUGCUCCACGUGGCAGCCCCUCCAGGAGGACUCCAUAACUCCAGAGGACGGGAUCUACAUGAUUAACCAGGCGAUUGGUCAAACAAAAUUACUGAUAAGGAAAAAAUUCGAGAGAUUCAAGUGUUUAGUGAACAGCUGCGAGACUGGCAUGGGUGAGCAGCUGGUACGUUGUGCAGAUCUCCAGGGUUUCUGGGAGAUGAUGCAGAUGGAGAUCAGAGACUGUGACUCUCGAUUCACUAAGCUGGCGGAAAUUAGGGGAAAUGGUUGGAAAGAGGAGGAGGAAGUGGAGAUGAAAGUACAGAAGAAGAGGCCAGUUGUGAAGAAGAAGAAGAUCGAGGGGAGGAGUAACAUGAGGUCGUUUAUAGAGGCCCAGAGGAAAAAGAGGAUGGCAAAGGAGAAUGUUAGAGUGGAGAAUAUCCCGGAAGUGAAGGAGUCUAUUGAUGUGAAAUCCUCCCUGAGUCCAAGGAAGAGUCUACCCAGGCCAGUGUCUCCUCAUAGCAGGGCCAAGCUCACACCACGUGGAGAAAGACUGAGUCUUUUGAAGCAGGUGCAAUUGACUGAGAGUGCAAAAAGGCUGACUCAGAAUUCCUUCGCCAUGAUCAAGGUCACUCAGAAAUGCAAAACCCCUGAGAUCCAGCACGAUCAAUCCAUCUCGUACAUCAACUCUGGGCAAACACCUGGUAAAGGAAUCCUGAAGAAGACUGAGAAUCUGCCAAGAACUGACGGAAAGCAGGACAGGCAAACGUGCAAGGUGAACUUCAAUGACGUUGUGGACAUGCCAGAUCAGAUACCUCUGGAGGAGGGACAGGUAUUUGCGAAUAAAAAAUUGGUGUUUGAUGAUGAUGACAUUGUAGAUGACUCCAAGCACACUGUUGAGAAUGACGUUGAAUCCUCUGGAUAUGAACCAGGGGUACCUGAGGGUGGCACUGAGGACCAUAUGCCUCCACCAGCGUACAUUAAAGAAACCAAAAAAAUACCUGGCAUCAGGGUCCCAACGAUUGAAUUGACUGAAGCAACUCCCAUACUACAGCCCACGGACACAUCCAAGGAAAUUACACCUCCUAUUAACAGAGUCCCAACGAUUGAAAUGAUUGAAGCAACUCCCCUAUCACAGCCCAAGGAAACGUCUGAGGAAACGACACCCUCCCCUGGAAAAACUACUCCGACAUCCACUUCUGAUUUUGCGCCAGAAUCAUUAGAAACAUCUGGAAUUCAGCAGAUCAUUGAGGAUCCAGAGAGAAAGAGUGAAACAAGUCCAGGAUCUUUGGCAAUUAGGCAAUUGCGAAAUCGAACAAUCCUGAUUGAUAAUCUCCCGGUUAGAAAGCGUAGAACUUCCAGGCUCAAUGCCAGUAUGCACUCCAGCUUUGGGGAGGAGGGGAAUAUGUCUAAUGAUUUUGGAAAUAAGGAGAACUCUUCUGGAGUGCAGAACGUGAAGUUGCCGAGCCCACGAACCCCGAAGGUCCGGAUUAACUUAGAUAAGUCGAGUGUGAGAAGAUCUGCUCGCAAGAGUGUCAAACAUUUACCUGAUGAUGAUUGUAUCACUUGUAAACCUGUGCCACUUACUCCGAGGAGAUUAAAGGAUCGAAUAAGUUUCUUUGGAAAUCGUGAUGUUGUCGCAGAUGCAUUGCCUAAUGGAGACUUGAUGGCCUUUGAUUCACCAAGAAGUUGACUCCUAUCAUUUGUAAAUUCUCAUUUUAUCAUUUUCUUUUUUUAAUAUUCAAGUUCUAUGCGCAUUGGAAACUCCAAUAUGAGAUUGAGGAGCAAAUAUAAGAUUAAGAAACCUUACGUUUUUUUAACUAUCUUACUAGUUUAAAAAAUCGAAUUUUACUGAAAGACUGGGUGUAAAUACGAUCUAUAAGAGCAAUUAUAUGUACGUAUGUAAAAAAAUUUCUAUUAUAUUAAAUAAAAAUUUGAA